Messenger RNA from Ceraceosorus guamensis, 533 nucleotides. RefSeq lists its product as hypothetical. Bases 222 to 497 code for a protein of 91 amino acids. Lineage: Eukaryota; Fungi; Basidiomycota; Exobasidiomycetes; Ceraceosorales; Ceraceosoraceae. The transcript has a single exon. The record is from RefSeq and is a predicted model, not a curated record.
GAAGGCAAAAGGGCAAGUUGGGCAAGUUGGACUGGCUGAGGAGAAUAGGAAGCUGGGAAACGAUCAAAAGUCGGCCCUCUUUAUACUUUGAGAUUGUGAUCGAUAGAUGUGUGCUGUACGAAGCGCUUGAUGCUGCUGCGCUCACGACUGGAUGGGCCACUCUGAGGCGUAGGCACGCGCGGCCGGCCGAUCUGCCGAAGUCAAAAGAAUCCAUCUCGUACAUGCUUUCCGCCGAAGAGCAAUCACGCUACUUUAGCUCUGGCGUAGCAUUGCGAACUUGCAUUCUGAAAGCUUGCGAUGCUCGGCCCGUAUGGGAAGUGACCGCUGCUCGAGGGUGGAGAAGGGGCUCGAACAUUCAGGUCGUGGUAAUGUUUGCAGUGAUCAUGGGCGCCCCCCUGCAUGAAGCGGCGCCUAUCGCACCGGAUGCUUUGGACAUGCGCGGGCUGUGUGCCGGAAUGGAUUGCUCGAGCACUUGCGUUUCUAAGCGAAGCGCAUGAAUAUAUGCCUAUAGAUGUGAUGGUUUGGGAGGGAUC